UUAGAUUGACCAAGAAGUAACAUUUUUACAUUUUCAUAUUACAGUCAAAUACAAUCAAUACUGUCAUCUGGAAUUGCAAUAUACUGUUUAUCAAACUGUUCAUGUAUUAUAUAACACUUCACGUCUAUGCCGGAACGCUUUCACUGUAUACUUAACUUAGCCAGCUUUCUAGGAUAGUUUGUCAUCAAAAAGAUAAUUUUUUCAUCGUUUGUCAUAUCUUUUAGUUUAUUGCCAGAAAAUAUAUCAUUAAAAGUAGAUUCUCUCAAGUCAUUAUAUAAGGAGCAGUGGAGAAUAAAGUAACAUGUAAGCUGAUUAGUUAAAUUUCAAAGAAAUUUAUACUGCAGAUAAAUUUAUGUCGCACCUAUAUGAGCGUCACUGAAGAGUCUUAUGUAGACGAAACGUGCGUCUGGCGUACUAAAUUAUAAUCUUGAUACCUUUGAAAACUAUUAAGUUUGCUUGUCAUGUUUUGGAAUUUUUGUCAGAUUUUCGAAAUCCUCUGGUUUUAUCCAUUUGAAUGCCUUAAAUAGUUUUCCUAUGAGCCCUCAUUUUGCAUUUCAUAAAUCUUUUACAUGUAUAAUUAUACAACCAUUUGUAAAAGUUUUAUAAAAUUUUAUUAAUUUUUUAAUAGUUUUUGAGAACUUAUACUGCAUGUACGUAUACUGGUCAAUGAUAAAAGCUAACACAAAUCAAGAGAGAACAUUUUCUUGCUUUGCCUAUUCUUAGGAAAUCCACUAAAUUUGAAACCCUACGAAAAGUAAUAACUAGCAGUAUUUGGAUUGAAAGUGUGUAAUGAUUCUCGCGCAGUUGAAUAUAGGGAUAACAUCUGCCAUAUUCUUCUCAGGUACUCGCUCAGAUGCCACCAGUAAAAUAGAAAUGAAGAAAGCAAUAAAUACCAUUGUUCAGGCAAUUACAAAUACACAAGUGGACAAGGAGAAGAUAGCUUACGUACAUUGCCAUGCAGAUCAAAUAUCACUAGCUCAUAACCAUGUGAUAUCGUGUAAAGAUAAACUCAUCCAAUUAAAAAACGACGUAGUGGAGCUUCGAAAACAGUUGGGAGAAUGUCUUUACACUGUGCAGUCGUUUUACAGCAACACCAACUGGGUCGAAAUGAACGGUGCAGUACCUUAUAAGGAUUUUGGUAUCAAAGGGAAGACACUAAUGGCAGUAGCUUCACCAGACGAAGAUACCUGUAACGAUGUUACAAAUAUAGAUACUGACUGUGGACAAAAUAUUAAAGUACAAAACAAGUUAACCAGUGGUUACCAUCACGGAAGAGGAAACACAAAACCUACAAAAACUCAAGGUGCACCCACUGGAAAAUGUAGUCAUGGUGGACCUGACGAUGAGAGUCGUAAAAUGGUAGCAAAAUGUGGAAUAAACAAAGAAACACCAACAGAACGUUUAUCUCCCCAUUUUUAUCUUCAUGAACAGGCCUAUUUAGCUGCUAUUGCUGCCACAACAGACUUUCUCACUAUGAACGAUACAGGUAUUCUAAAAAUGCUUGGGAGUAAAAUUUUCGACGAAAUAUUCAACAUAAAAACAAGAGAGGAUGUAUCACUAGCGUUUGUUAUAGAUUUCUCAGGUUCCAUGAAGGAAGAAAUUGCUACUGUUAGAGAACAAAUAAUUCAACACGUGACUGCUACAAUCGGUUCUGGCAAUGAACCAGCUGAUUAUGUUUUAUCACUGUUUAGUGAUCCAGUUACAUUGAAUAAAGCAUUCGUCGAAAGAGAUGGAUACGAAAUGAUUAAGAGAAUCAAAAAUAUCACAGUAGCUGGAGGUUAUGACUGCCCCGAGUUUGCAUCCGACGGCAUAGCUAGAGCCAUCAGUAUAUCUCGAAACGGUUCUACAAUAUUUGUCAUUACUGACGCCGACGCAAAGGAUGCAAAUAGACAACAAGAGUUAACAGAUGCUGCAAUAACUAAACGUAUUAGUAUAAGCCCAUUUCUUACGGGCACUUGUGCCAGGGGUCGACGGGCGAUUCAGUCUGUAAAGAGAAAAGACACUGCGUCAUUCUUUCACCGUCUAGCUAAGGCAACAGGAGGGAAGGUCUAUCGAACAACGAAAGAAGGAAUAACUGCUGUAUUGAAUGAUGUUAUUGAGAAAACUUUCCCUGUUGGUGGAGUUAUAGUAGAUGCAUUUAACUGGUCACGGACAUCAAGUAACAAGGUCAUGUUUGCUGUUGAUAGUUCAAUAACAGUCCUUAAAAUUGCUGUGUGCUGUCCAGGUGCAGACAGUGGAGUAGAUUUGUUUUACCCAAAUGGAACAAGAGAAACAUUUGCAAGUAGAAUAUCACGACAGCUGUUCACUACGAGGCACGAAGUAAUAAUGUCUCUGCAACGACCACCCCCAGGCAGAUAUAGUCUACAGAGAAAGUCAUCGAGUAACUGGUCAGGGUCGGUAAAUAUAACAGCACAAAGUCUAGUUAAACAGGAAACAGAAAUACUUGAAAAUACUGGUGCCUUACCUACUCUUAAAGGAAGUCCUAUUGCACGAAAGAACUAUACAUUUUAUGUUAACAUAUAUAACCUUGGAGAAAACGGGACUUGUAAUGACCUUAUUCUUACUGAUGUGCUGGGCAAUGAAUUGUUUAAUGUUCAUACUAUUCAGACAACAAAUUUUAUGACAGUAAGAUGUGCCGCCAUAUUCAAUACUCCAAACCAGUUUUUCCAGUUAAAGUUAAACGGGACUGACAACAAUGGAUUGGAAUUUACAAGAAAAAAUGCCCUUGUAUUUAAACCAACUAACGUCAAGUUUAGAAUAGUGUCUCCUGAAAGCGCAGUUAUCGGAAAAGAAUUGCUGGUAUAUUAUGAAGUUGAGAAUGCAGGAACAAUAAAUGAAACAUAUGAAGUAGCAAUAACAGACGACGACUCUGCUGCAGUAUUACCAAAAAGAAGACAGCAUACAGUGUUUGCAGGUUACAUAAGUAAUGGAUCAUUUACAUUGAAGCCUACCUCAUCAUCUGUUAUCUUGAAAUUCAGCAUAACAGUCUACAUGGGUAAGACCUCAGAAAUGACUCAGAGAAUUUCGAAAACUGUCCUCAUGACUGACAUUGAAAGACCAGUGUGCACAAUUGUAUCAUUGAAUGGAACUUGUAAUCGUUCUUCGUUGAAUACAGCACAAUGCCAUAAAUAUCACUGGUUCGCAGAUGCCAAUAUUUCUUUCAAAGGAACUGAGUUAGAAAAUAUAACUUCAUCUGCUGGAUCAGCAACCGAAUUGUUAAUUGAUGAUAUUUCUGGUCUGAGAUAUGGUCCAGUGAAUAUCAGUAUCAGAGGAAGUUGCUGUACGCCCUCAGUCGUUAUUGCAGCUGUCGAUACUGAUGGAUACAUAGCAUUGUGUAGAAUAGAGUUGUCAGAUGGAGAAAUUGUCAAAUCAAUGGAAUCUUAUGACAUAGAUGUUACAAUAAAAGAAAAAGACAAAACGGAUGUUAGUUAUACAAGAAUCGUCAUAACGGUAAUAGUGUGUGCAAUCAUUGUCGUCGUUGUUGUGUCGAUUUUGGCAUUCAUUAAUUACAGAAAAUUUAAACAAUCUUCACGUGGUAAUAUGAAUUAUAAUGUAAGCCAAAACACUGCAAGUGGAAUCACAAAUCAACCAACGAGCACUGUAGAAUACCAUUCAGUCAAAUCAGGUGACGAGAAAGACAACAUGUGAAA
Mytilus trossulus (common blue mussel) is the source of this 3650-nucleotide messenger RNA. RefSeq lists its product as uncharacterized. The coding region runs from base 790 to 3648 and encodes 952 amino acids. The record is from RefSeq and is a predicted model, not a curated record. Lineage: Eukaryota; Metazoa; Mollusca; Bivalvia; Mytilida; Mytilidae. The transcript has 20 exons.